AAAUAAAUAGACAAUUUUAUUUUUUGUAGACACAUGCCAAAAACUUUAUAAACCCAACUCUUAUUUUUACUAUUUAGGUGCAAAAACCAACAAUGUUUGGAGGCCAUGGCUGGUACAACUUCUCGUCAUCACCUUUGGAACCGUGAUAUGGUGGCCACUUUAAAUUUCAGGCACAUCCUUUUUGGGCUGCGUGAAAACGGAAAAAGACCAGAGCGCCUUUGCAGACUCAACGCAUCUCCUUCUGCUGGCUUCAAAAGAAAGGCGACUUCAUCAGCUAGUAGUAGACCAACCAAGAAAAUAACCAAUCCUUUGAAGUUACCGCUACAUUAAUCCAUGAUACAGAAAAGUCUUUGAACAAUAAUUCGUUUCGUCUAC
Messenger RNA from Rhizopus microsporus ATCC 52813, 375 nucleotides. RefSeq lists its product as uncharacterized. The coding region runs from base 106 to 330 and encodes 74 amino acids. The record is from RefSeq and is a predicted model, not a curated record. NCBI's taxonomy places the organism in Eukaryota, Fungi, Mucoromycota, Mucoromycetes, Mucorales, Rhizopodaceae. The transcript has a single exon.